Messenger RNA from Oreochromis niloticus (Nile tilapia), 7943 nucleotides. RefSeq names its product mastermind-like protein 1. Gene Ontology annotation, biological process: positive regulation of transcription by RNA polymerase II; Notch signaling pathway. Gene Ontology annotation, cellular component: nuclear speck. The record is from RefSeq and is a predicted model, not a curated record. Bases 3214 to 6114 code for a protein of 966 amino acids. Lineage: Eukaryota; Metazoa; Chordata; Actinopteri; Cichliformes; Cichlidae. The transcript is spliced from 10 exons. Gene Ontology annotation, molecular function: transcription coactivator activity.
UAUUUAAAAAACUAUAAAAGUCAUAAACACCAAAAGUCAUAGCAUACUAGUCCAGAUCCAGCCGCACAAAAUGAUAUAACAUAUGUGAACCUUGUCUUAAAACUGUGAGGCGAGUUACGCGUAACAGUCUCUCAUUACAUUAUCACCAAAUCAUCCAGAUUGUAGCCUGUGCAAGAUUUUCUGGAAGACUUCCCAUUUAGAUAUACAAUACAGAGCUUGGCAGUGGCUUAAAGUGUCUCUAUGUGCUUUAAGUCAUGUGCUGAAUUAUCAAAUUAAAAUUGAAUGUGAUAAAAUACUCUUUAUUAUCACCUGUUUUUAUCCUCAUCUUUCUUUCAUCUGCCACGUACUUGCAUUUAGUACAUACCUGCAUCUUGAAAUGUAAUAUGAAUAUAUUUUUAGCCAGAAAGGUUUUUUUGUUUGUUUGUUUUUUAAGUUGGGGUUAGUUCUAAUGUUCUUCAAGCUACAUGCCAGUGGUAAAUGAACAUAAUGACACAGAUCUAAACCAUUAAGUUCUGUUGUUCUAAUAACAACAUAGCAAUGUCACUGAAACUUGAUAUGUAGUCAUAUGAUAACAAAGAGAGGGAAGAUGUUCAGAAUUGAGGGAAUUGUAUGACCAGAAGGGAACAUAGCAACCAACUACCUUGGAAUCCCACAUACAAAAAGAAACAAAAGGCCACAAGGAACCAUCUUAAAACAUACCUUGCCAGGUGGCUAGCACUAACUACAGCCUGACAACUGAGGACGGUGACCUCAUCACGUGCUUCAAAAGAUUAUCUAUAGUCCCCAUGCCAAAGAACAAGCCCUCAUGCCUUAACGACUACCGGCCGAUUGCGCUGACUUCUGUGGUUAUGAAGGUGUUUGAGAGGCUGUUGAAGAACAUUAUUUCCUCCUACAUCCCCAGCACCACAGACCCGCUCCAGUUUGCAUACCGACAAGAUCUACAGAAGAUGCCAUCUCCCACGUCCUGCACACCACCCUAAGCCACGUGGACAUGAAACGGGGUAACUAUGUGAGAAUGCUGCUUGUAGACUACAGUUCAGCAUUCGACACAAUAGUGCCCCAUAGACUGUUCACAAAGCUGAGGGAUCUUGGACUCAACAACAGUUUGUGUGCAUAGGUGCUGGAUUUCCUUACUGGUAGAUCGCAGGUGGUGAAGGUGGGUAAGUGUGUCUCUGACAGCAUCACUACCAACACAGGAGUGCCACAGGAGUGCGUACUCUUGCCACUACAUACUCCCUCUACACCUCUUGAUUGUGUGGCCACUCAAGGCUCAAAUACCAUCGUGAAGUUUGCUGAUGAUGCUGUGGUGUUGGGCCUCAUCUCCAACAACGAUGAGACAGCCUAAUGGACGAGGUGAAGAACCUGGCAUCUUGGUGCAGAGAAAACCAUCUCCAACUGAACGUCUGCAAGACCAAGGAGCUGGUGGUGGAUUUUAGUAGGAGAAAGCAGCGAGACUACAAGCCCCUGGCCAUCAACGUGGAGAGGGUGCUGUCCUUCAAGUACCUUGGGGUUGACAUCUCCUUAGACCUGACAUGGACUGCUCACAGUCCAAAAGGGCUAGGCAGCGCCUGUAUCACCUGAGACAACUGAGAAAGUUUGGAGUCUCUCCAGGGAUCCUUAGGACUUUCUAUUCGGGCGCUGUGGAGAGCAUCCUCACACAGAACUUUACAUCCUGGUAUGGGAACAGCUGUGUUCAGGACGAAAAGCCCUUCAGAGAGUGAUCUGUGUGGCAGAACACUGCUACAGGUCUGCUUUCCCUUCCCUACAGGACAUCUACAACAGGAGAUGUAGGUCCAGAGCAGCUCGGAUUUUUAAGGACUUGUCCAGGACUCCUACAAACAAUCCAGCACAUUACACUAUGGUGUAAGAUGCUGGCAGGCAGGGUGUACAUUUUAAUUUUUUUAACCAAGUAACUCAUGAGAUGCCAACAUCAGGCAGAAUGAGCAUAAGCUUCAGUAAUACCAAGGGCUAUGAGAAGAGCUAGGAAAAAGUAUGGAGGGAAAAGGCAACGGUGGUCCCUGUGGUAAUCAGAACCCACUGACCCCCAAACUGGGGUAGUUGCUCCAGAUUUCAGGAACAACAUCCAAGACACCUAAGAUACCACAUAGGACCCUGAUUCUCACAGACCUCUGGUAAAGGCCCCAACUUUGAUGGAAAAAAGACUAUAUAUAUGUGUAUAUGCAGGCCAGCCAACAGGUCUGGGUGGGCCCGGGACAACGCUGUCAGCUCAGUUUCUGUUAAUCUCUUUGGUUUUUGCAAUUGCUGCAGAUCACUGAAGGAGUUGCCUUGUCAUAUAAGGCUUUAAAAACAAUUACAAUCACAUUUGCAUUAUCCUCUAUUCACCUGUUGUGUCAUCCACUAUUGUUUUUGGUUUUUACAAUAAACUUAGUUUACCAUUUAUUGAAACCUGCCUGGCAUCACUUUUGAGUCCACACAAUUCGAUCCUUCACAAUAAUACCUGUCUAGUGAUCACAAUGGUUGGUAGUAGUUGAUUGGUUUACAUGUUUGCAUUGUUUCUAUUAUUUAUUCAUUCCUGCAUUUAAUUAAUUUUGCUACUGCUUAUAUUUUGUAUACAUUUCAACUCAACAAAUAUCAGUUAAGAAAUUGCAUUUCUAAUUAAGCAAGUAAUGUGUGGAUUCAUCUCUUCUCAGCAAUCAUUAAUAUAUUACACAGAUCCUGACAUUUGAGGUCCCCACUUUGACCAUGCCCAUACCCCACCCACCUACUGUCUACUGCAGCACGUCAAGAUGGCGGAGUGACAUUGCAGUUUGUUUUAAAACAUAAACAAUAAUUUCAUACAUCUACAGUCUGACAUUUUUAUUUCAGUUAUUUUUUUAACGUACAUAUUAAACCAAUUUCAGUUAAGAAAUUGUAUUUCUCACUUAGCAGGUAAUGUGUAGAGUCUUUUCGUUCUCAGCAAUUUACACAUAUCCCGACUUUUGAGGACCCCACCUUGACCAUGCCCAUCCCCCCACAUAGAUGGCCGAGUGACGUUGUACUUUGUUUUAACACACCAAUGACCCGUCAGUGUCUGGUGCGGUAUGUGUAAGAAUCAGCGGAGUUAAUCUGGUGUUCGCCUUGUCCCAAAUCAAGCGCUCCUUUUGUGAUCACCACACCUGCUCUCCUUUGGCGCAUAGACAGACGACAGACCUGUUUCAGACGACAAGCACGUGCGAUACGAGGAGUACAGCUAGCUGUGCAGCAUUAACCUGAAUGGAGGAUGACCCAAGCUUUGCAUCUACCAAUGCCAGUGCUGAAUGCACAGUUGCUGAUGGGACAGAUGCCUUUAACCCUGCACACAAGAAAGAGGUUCAAAGUCGUGGCUUGCCUCGCCUCCAGAAACUCAGGAGACAUCAUAGUGUAUGUGAGCAACGCUACGAGAGGGCACAUAGUAAAAGGUUAAACGACCAGAGGGAGAGGACCUUGUUUCUACACCGUAGCCUCAAUACAAAGAUGGAACAGCAGUUGUCCAGUGACAGCGACAGUACCAUUAUCAUUAAACCCACUUCAGCUGAUUCUGACAUGAAUACAAGUGUACCUGAGCUCAGAAGGACAGACAGUGUUAUUCUUACCAGACAAAUGCUUGGAUGCCCGUCUAUAUCAAGUUCUGACAUCAGUGAGGAAGAAUAUGCUCCUCAAACUGCUGAAGAAAGUGACAGUUCUGCAGAAAGUAUCAUACGACACAAAAGUAAGAAGAAAAAAGCACGGAAAACUACUUCAGGUAACUCUCAGGAAGAUGUCCGACAACUGAAGAGAAGGUGUACCGUAACUAAAUGCAAUUCCUCAAAUUCAAAUGCUAAAGAAUCCUCUUCACUUGAUGCAGAAGACACAAACACAUCUGCUUCAUUUGAUGACACCAGAGAGUCCACUUCAGCUGAUUGUUCUGAUGUGACGGUUAUGACACUAAGGAAGAAGAAACAUGGUGGCAGAUUAUACAACAAAAAGUUCUACUGUAAGUUUUGCUGUAAACCUUUCAGCAAGAUGGCACGCCAUUUGCAAUCAAAACACAAAGAUAAACCAGAAGUGGCAAAAGCAAUGGCUUUCCCAGUAGGGUCUAAAGAGCGGAAAAUACAGUUGAGUUUAUUAAGAAAUCAAGGGAACCGUGCCCACAAUAAUGAGGUGAUUAAAAAAGGACAAGGAAUGUUGAUACCUCGUCAACAAUCCAGUGUACCUGUGAAAGCCAGUGAUUACUUGCACUGUAUUAAUUGUCAGGGUUACUUCAAGAGAAGGUCACUAUGGAGGCACAUGCAGAGAUGUCAUCUCAGCAGGAAGGUCAAAGGUUUAAGGCCAGGAACAUCUAGAGUCCAGGCUCCGUGUAAAUAUGCAGAGCCAGUCCCAGACAGUGUCAAUGCACAAUUUUGGAAAUUGGUACAAGUCAUGCAUGAUGAUGAGAUAACAAAUGUUGUCCGCAAAGAGAGUUGCAUACUGAAAUUUGGGGAGCAUCUUUUCAAUAAGCAUGGACAUGAUGCCACUAAACAUGACUAUAUCAGACAGAAGAUGCGUGAGACAGGGCGACUGGUGCUCCAAGGACAGAAAAAUGGCAAGUUGAAAAUGGUGUCUGAUUUCUUUGUACCAGGUAAUUUCCCUCAUGUUAUUGCAGCAGUGAAAAAUGUUGCUGGCUGGAAUGAGGAAACAAACACAUACAAAACACCAUCUUUGGCACUGAAGUUAGGCCACAAUCUCAAGAAAAUAGCAGAUGUUCUUGAAUGUGAAGCAAUGAUCGCUGGUGAUGAGAAUACUAUUCGCAAUGUAAAGGUGUUCAAGCAAAUAUGUGACACUAAAUGGAGUGAGUGCAUAUCUUCAAAGGCUCUCAGAAAUCUGAGUGAGGCAAAAUGGAAUACUCCACAACUUCUUCCCUUUACUGAAGAUGUGAAGAAGAUGCACCAGUAUCUCAACAUACGACGGACGGAGUGUCAUACAAAGCUCAAAGAAGAACCAAAUAAGAAGCACUGGGCAGAACUUGCAAAAAUCACAUUGUGUGAAGUGAUUAUCUUCAACCGUAGAAGAGAAGGAGAGGUUUCCAAAAUGAUUCUUAAUGCGUUCACAUUGAGAGACACUUCAUUGACUCAUCCAGAUGUUGAAUUGGCUUUAACUGACCUGGAAAAGAAGCUUUGUAGGCACUUCCAACGAAUAGAGAUAAAAGGCAAACGUGGAAGAAAAGUCCCCAUACUCCUCACACCUGAUAUGAUGACAUCAAUGGAUUUGCUCGUUAACACUCGCCGAGAUUGUGAAGUAUUAGAUGAAAAUCCUUUCAUGUUUGCGAGACCGAGAGCACUUACUCACAUCAGAGGGUCAGAUGUUGUUCGACAGAUCGCGCAGAGCUGUGGAGCAAAACAACCAGAAGCGUUGUCCUCUACUAAAUUAAGGAAGCACAUGGCCACCAUGUCCAAGAUCCUUAACUUAAAAGACAAUGAAAUGGAUAAUCUGGCAGACUUCCUUGGCCAUGAUAUUCGAGUGCAUCGUGAAUAUUACCGACUGCCUGAAGGGACGUUACAGCUGGCCAAGAUAAGCAAAGUCCUUAUGGCCAUGGAACGAGGACAGCUGUCAGAUUUCAAAGGAAGAAAUCUCGACGAAAUAAUCAUUGAUCCACAAGAGAACGUAGCUGUUGACAGUGAUGCAUCAAACAGUGAAGAUGAGGAUAACACGAGUGUGACAGAUGCUGCGUCAUCUGCUGCGUCAUCUGCUUCACUCUCAUCUGCUUCACUCUCAUCUGCUUCACUCUCAUCUGCUUCACUCUUAUCGACAAAGUCUUCAGACAAAUCAAGGAUGAAAAAGAAUUCUACUACUGAAGUUGGACAAAACAAAUAUCCACAGUCAGACAAAGGAAUGUCAGAUGAAGAGAUGCCACCGAACAUUGAGGUCUGUGUUGAGUCGCACAAAAUAACGGGAGCAUCACAAACCACAAGAAGGAAGUGGACUGAAGCAGAAAUAAAGGCUGUGGAGAAGACUCUAAUGGAGUACAUCAGCUCUGGAAAGGUUCCUGGGAAGGCAGAGUGUCUCAAAUGUAUUGAGACUUCACCAUUAGCAUUGAAAGAGAGACGUUGGGAGGGAGUUAAGUUUUAUGUGAAAAACCGAAUUGAUGCUUUAAAGCGAGAGUCUGUGAAAAGAAGGUAAGAAGCUAAUGUCAAACAAAUGGAACAUAAACAGCUUCAGUUACAGCAGUUAAAAUUUUCUCCUGUUUAGAGAAAAAAAAGGAUUGUUCAUUUCAACCAGGCAAUUGUCACGGUGCUGGGUCGGGGACCCAGUGUUCUAUCUUUGUUAUUGCGGGCUCAUGUUUUGGUCCUUUUGCCCCUUGUGUUAUGCUGUGACCCCUCUGUUCUGUGUCCUGUCAUCCCUGCCUGUGGGCUCCCUCUGUUCCAGUUUAGUCAGGUCCCUGUGUUAAGCCCAUGUCUCUAAGUCUGUCUUCGCAUGUGUGUUUUCUGUUUUACUUUGAAGUUCUGUGCCUCAUGUGGAUGUGUCUUGCUUUGCCCUCGUCUUUGUGAUUUGUAUCAGCUGUGUUCCUCGUGUGUUCUGACGCUCCUUGGUAUUCCCCUGUGUAUUUAUGUCGGCGUCUCCCUCAGUUACAUGUCGCAUCGUACCCUCACCCUGCUGUGUUUCCGCCCGUGUAUCCUGCCUGCUAUUUCCUCAGUUUAUAUUCUCAGUUUAAGUUAGUUUGUGUUCAGCAAUAAAGCUGCUUUUUCGGUUCACUUUCGUCUCCGUGAGUCUGCAUUUUGGGUCCACCAUUUCCUGCGCGUCUACACACAGCCAUGACAGCAAUGGUACAUUAGUAUUGAAAAGAUUGUUUUCUUUGCUGUUCAGGUUAAGUUUGAGCAGGGAGUUUUCUCUCACAUUUAACUACAACUAUAUAAUUUGCUGUGGACUGAAUUAAAGGGUCUGUGAACCCUUUCUAAAACCAUGCAAGUAUAACAUGUGACCAUACUUGUUUAUACUAAGUUUUCUUUUCAGUCCAUGUGUGCCUUUAGGUUUAGUGUAUUAAUACUUUGAGUUUAUGCAAGCAUGAGAUGGAGAAUUUGUUUUUGAUUGGUGGUGUCUUUUUAAAUUAUUAUUGAAUUUGGAAGGCUAAUUGUAAUGAUUAGUAGGGGUCUGCAAAAUCUAAAAUAAAUCUAAAAAAAAUUGAUAAAUUAUAUUUGGAUAAGAUUAGAUAAUAUUGGCCACAUUAAUCAUACAAUUAAAGCAGAAUUGUUGUACUGAAGUAGUCUUAAUUAGGCUGGGGUCUAAAAUACAAAAGUGAUUAAAACUGUCUUAAUGUCUUCUCACAUUCACUGUUUUUAAAUGGGUAGACCACAUGAAGCAGAAUGUUAAAUGUAUGAGCACAUUAUACAUAUUAAAUCUUCAGUAUUUGGUAUCCCCAUGUGGUAUUUUGAUAUUUCAGUAUUUCUUUUUAUACUGUAUAUCUAAAAGAUAAGUUGGGAAGCUAAGCUCUUUAGUUGAAACAUUUUUUAUUGAAAGCAGAGGCCAUUGCACAAAUUUUCCAGUGAACACAUACAAGUGGUAAUGACAAAAUAACAAAAAAAUAUAAAAAUCAAUAAAUGAAAAUAUGUAGCAGACACCAUUCUCUGAAAUCCAACCAGCUUUUGAAAGCUUUUUCAUUAUACCAGCUUUUAUUACUCUGGGUUGUAAAUUCCUAUACAUAGACCCUCUAACUGUAAACGUGCAACUAUGUCACCUGGUGGUGGUUUGUGAAAAGACAUAAAAGCUGUGUCCCCACCAGGUAGAAAAACCUGACAAAAAUUGGAUUUUGUAAAUUAAACAAAUUGUGGUACCAAAAUAGAUGUUUGGGCCCUAAAAAAAAUUAAGAGUUCAAAUUAUGCCUUAAUAAUACCUCUAUUACAUUUAGAAAUGUUGUGUCCCCACGCGUAACCUCCUAGAUGGAAGUCCCCACGUGGCUGGAAAAACGUGUAUGUGUGUGUGUGCGUGUGUGAGUGUGUGUGAGUGUGUGUGUG